Molecule: messenger RNA, 2552 nt
Organism: Atta colombica
Lineage: Eukaryota; Metazoa; Arthropoda; Insecta; Hymenoptera; Formicidae
Exons: 13
Biological process (GO): lipid metabolic process
Source: RefSeq, a predicted model, not a curated record
UACCGAUUUUAUCGUAUGUCAUUACGAUGCAAGCGAUAGCGUUUUUCUUGCUGGUCUGCGGUUUAGCCGCAACCGUGACAUCCGACAUUUCGCAAGAUCUCUCGUUGAACGAGCUUGUGAAAAUGAUGCAGCAAAGCAGGAAAUGGCCGAAAUUUAAUUCUGAUGUCAACUUUAAUACGCUACAAAUGAUAAAAAAAGCUGGUUAUCCAGCAGAGGCUCAUAUUGUACAGACGGAGGACGGUUACUUUUUAACACUUCAUCGUAUUCCAGAUAACAAGAAGUUACCCGUGUUGUUACAGCAUGGUCUUUUGGGCAGUUCCGCUGAUUGGGUCAUUCCCGGCAAGGAUAAAGGACUUGCUUUCAUUUUGGCUGAUCGGGAAUAUGACGUUUGGUUGGAUAAUUUUCGUGGGAAUACCGAUUCGAGAGCGCACGUUUCUUUAUCUCCGUCGGAUUCAAGAUUUUGGAAUUUUAGCUUUCACGAACUGGGCGUCUAUGAUUUACCUGCGAUGAUCUCGUACAUCACGAAUACGACGUCACAAAAAUUGAUCACGUAUAUUGGUCAUUCGAUGGGUACAACUGCUUCUUAUGUGAUGGCAGCAGAACGUCCAGAUAUUGCUCGAAUGGUACAAGCAAUAAUUAGUCUCGCACCUGUAGCUUUUGUAGAAUAUAUAAACAGUCCAAUACGACAUUUUGCUCCUUUCGUCAACAAAUUAGAGAUAAUAGCGCAUUUCUUCGGCGAGGACGAGUUUCUGCCGCAUAAGAGUGUGCUGCAAUUUCUGGCAAAACACGGUUGCGAGGUAAAUUAUGUUGAGGAGGUUUGUACCAACAUAAUAUUCUUGAUCUGUGGAUUCGAUGAAGAACAAUUCAAUUACACUUUGCUCCCAAUGAUUCUAAGUCACGACCCAGCCGGUGCUUCGACCAAAACACUGAUACACUUUGGCCAGGAAAUCGAAUCGGGCAAGUUUCGUCAAUUCGAUUACGGACGCGAGAAAAAUCUAUUGAUCUACAAUGCAACUGAACCGCCGGACUACAAUCUAACAAACAUCAAAGUGCCAAUCGGACUAUUUUACGCCGACAAUGAUUGGUUAGCUGAUAGUUUGGACGUGAAAAAGCUAUACAACUCAUUAUUAUCCAACAUAUUUGACCUGUAUAGAGUACCGUUGCCUAAAUUCAAUCAUCUGGAUUUCAUCUGGGGCAAAGAUGCACCCAAGUUUGUGAUGAUAUUCACCGCAGUGAUUGUUAUUGCUCUUUCAAGUGCAAUAAUAUGCAAUCAUGAUUUCGGCGAUGGCACAGUCUUCACGAGAAACACAAAUACAAAUUCUGUUCAUCCCCAAUCGAAUUUAAAUACAUACUGGCCGAUCUUUAAUAUGCAACAAUCGCUCCAAAAAUCUCAAACCUUCCAGACAAGAAUAAACUCUCGACAGAAUAACAUAACAAACCAUCACGUGCAGCGACUGUUUCUUACUCCGCCGAAGAUCAAUUACUUAGCUUGCAAGAAACUUUUCUCUAAAUCAUAUUCUAUCCCAAGAUCAAAUAGCCAACAAGAUUCCAUGCGUAUGUCGCAAAGUUUUGUAGCCUUCGCAUCACAUAAUCCUAAGUUAAAUCAGCACUCAACAACUUUUUCACCUCUAAAUAUCCCAAAAUCGUCGCUCACUCAUUUAUCAUCACAAUCUCUGCCUUUUUCAUCGACUAGUGCAAGACCGAUCCAUUCCACAUCCAGGAUUGGCAAGCAAUUGGCUGGACAUACAGUCACUCAAGCUGUUGAGUCUCAUCAUCCUCCGCAUAUCCAUAGUCUUGAUGUGGAAUGUAGUAAGACAAUGAUGACGAUCCAUAUUGAAUUCAAUCGCGCUUUCAACGGCAUUAUUUAUUCUAAAGGAUAUUAUGCGAAUUCGGAAUGUAUAUACGUAAAAGAGAAUUCCGGCUUAAUACAAUAUUCUUUUACUGUAAAUUUAGACUCUUGCGGAACUCAAUUCAUUAAUGAUUUCAAAGGUGCGACUGGACAAGCAUAUUUGGAAACCGUCCUUGUAUUACAAAAUGAAUCAGGUAUACAAGAAGUAUGGGAUGUAAUUCGAAGAAUACGAUGUCUUUGGGAAGGAAACAUUAAUAAAGCUUUAAUGGUGAAUCUCUCAAUAGAUAUGUUGAACCAGGAGAUCGUUACUUUUAGUGGCGAUACUGCAACAGUCAAAUUAGAUAUUCAAAUCGGUAAAGGACCUUUUGCACCUACAGUCGAUGGUCUCGUAAAGCUUGGAGAAACUAUGACCUUAGUAGUUUCUGUAAAGGAUCCUGGUUUCGAUCUUCAGGUGCGUGACUGUUUGGCGCGAGACGAAGCCUCAACCAAUAUGUUGCAGCUCACCGACGAAAGAGGCUGCAUUCUGAAACCGAAACUGUUUAGUGCCUUUCAAAAGACAAAUAAUACGGGCAAUACGGGCGCUUCUAUUAUCGCUUAUGCGUUCUUUCAAGCCUUCAAAUUUCCUGAUGUUAUGGAUUUAUUUAUCGAAUGUAAUGUCGAAUUAUGUAAAAUUAAUUGCGAUCCUUGUCCAGACACAAAUCAA